Messenger RNA from Amoebophrya sp. A120, 2034 nucleotides. Lineage: Eukaryota; Dinophyceae; Syndiniales; Amoebophryaceae. The record is from the annotation of a GenBank genome assembly.
ACGAGCCGUAACGAACCGUAACGGACUCAGCCCCAACUAUAUUGAGAAAAAACGUGUAGCUUGUGCAGCAUCCACGCACAGUCGCAUUUUCUUCUAGACAGUGUUGCUGGUAAGAUGCUGUUUUUCCGGCCGCACAAAUAAAGCAAAUAGAAAAAUUAUCGUUUGUGUGAUUUGUCACAGUACACCAGUUUUACCGCGUUGCAAAGAAGUAUGAACUACUAUAAUACGGGCUCGUCGUCCCUCAUUUAUUCGGAAAAUUCUAGAAUGGCCACAAGUGAAGAUCCUGCGCUUUCUUCAAAAAUGACGUCCUCAACUUCCGCCGCUAUGAAAACGAGCAAAUGGAGCCAGGUUUUUGCCGGGCAAAUCAAGGUAUCCUGUGCAAAAGUAUUGUACUCGUAGUAAUUGCAUUUAUGCAUUACAAGUCUCUUUCUCAAGGCCAAUCAGCAUUACAAAUUCCAUUUGUGAUGCAGAGAAAAUUUGUCAUGCCAUUUCUACUAGUACGAUGCUUUUGCAAUUCAUACAAGGACAAAGAUCUACGGAAAAUCGCGAAAAAGUUCUCCCCCGAACACCUGCCCAAAGUAGAGGAAAACUAUAACCCGCUCAGGUGAUACAAUUUCAAACGUUACAAUAGAAUUUGAGACUUGUGUUGCAUGAUGAGCAUGACAGACUCGCAGAGGGUUUCUCUCUCUGCAAUACAAAUUUCGCCAGAUUGUAGUUCAGUUUGGGACGCCGGAACUUGUCAUGCGCAAUCCUAUGAGAGUUGGCUAGAACAUGCACUCUUGCAUCACAGAUUUCCAUAUUCUAUUGUAACGUUUGAGAUUGUAACAGCUGAGCAGGUUAUAAAAACUACCGCCUUCUUCUUCGCGUAGAGAAAACCGAAGGUUCAAACUAUCCCACGAAAAAACUGUUUCACUGUGAUGGUUUUGCAGGAUCCGCAUCACAAGUUUGCUACACAUGACAGGGGAAAUUUACCAUGCGUGCUUCCCAAGGGAAACCACGCUUAAAAAUCCAAUGCCUUGCAGGUGUAGCAAGACAAAUUGUUCUGUGUUCCAUUCUCUGCAUGACAAGUUUACAGUGAAACAGUUUUUUCUUGCGAUACAAAUGCCCCGCACGCCAAUGCGAAGAUCGCGGAUGAACUUCUGUUGCGGAUGGCGCUGCAGGUUUUAAGGAAUAAUUUUAGCAACAUCCAGGUGUCCCUUGAUCCUUUUGUAGCUUUUCCGCUGUACAACUUCCUCGAACAGCAGAAGGUGCAGACCACGAGGGAUCCGAAGAAGGCGUUCGACGAAAAAGUGGAGAACGCGAUGACCUCCGCGGGUGGCGUCAAAACGAAGCUGAUCAUUAUCGGGCCGAGCAGUUCUGCGGCCUCUAGUGCGAACCUGCUUGGGGUGUUGAAGGCAAAAAUAUCUACAACUUCUUCCCCCGGUAGUGCAGAAGAGGACGUCGCAGUGAAGAGCUUGUUAGAGGAGAUUGCAAAAGCCAACGACGCAGCGGACGAAGUAAAACUACGAAGGAGUAAAUUGUAGCUGCAGGACCUCCACCGCCUCCCAGCAGAUGCGCUUCCCAUAUUUUGAUGUAAAUUAACUGCGUCACCGUCUCGUCACGCGCCGGGGCGCCAGCAGCGGGUAGGUAACCAGAGAUCUAGAAGAAGCAAGUAGAGAAGAGAAAUUUGUGACGUGGUUGUGGUUCUUCUGGGUAGUGGUCUUCUUGGUGAAGAAGAACUGCCUGCUGCUGCUUCCAGGCCGAUGUUGCAUCACGUUCUUGCCUGUAGAAGCAAAAGAUAUUUUUCCACAGCGAUUUUUGGAUCGAACCAACUCGAAGUCGUAAUCAAUAAAUCAAACGACAGGACGGAACGGAAAUUAUUGUGAAGUCGUAGGACGGAUGGAAUUCUGUGCUGGUGGAACAACUUUGAUUUUUGGGCAAAGUGAUAUUGACGAUUCUGAACUUCGGACGACUUCUUGAACUUGAUACAAAAUGAAGAUGAGAAGUCCUUCCUGCGGUUGCGACCCUUAAAAGUAGCUUGCGUGGUAUUUAUAU